UUGCUUCCUAGCAACGUUGACUGUAAUCUGUAAUGGCGCAUUUUGGUAAUAAUAUUAAUAUCAUCAUUCACUCUGAAAGGUGGUCAAUAUAAAAUGACAGAAGCUACACAAGAAAUACUAGCGAAUGUCCUAAACGGAAGAUAUUCUUCUAUAAAAGGCUUAUUAUCCGAAGAGGAUGUCUCCAGCAUAUGGGAGAAUGUUUCUGGCUAUAUUGAAAAGCAAAUGUCUCAACAAAAGGGAGUACAGUUACCUGGACUUGGUAUUUUUGCUAUUUCUCAGAAACAAUUGGAAGUUGGCAAUAACAAAUUUGUCAUAACCAAAAGACCUGUUUUUAAUAUCUCAGAGAAAUUUGCCCAAACACACUCACUUCAAUUUCAAAAAUAUUAUGUUCAAGGGUCCUUGCCUGUGCUUCCAUUGAAUUUCUCAUCAAUAUCUUUUGAGAGUCCAUUUGACAGGGACACAGUUGAAAGAUGUGUCAAAGAUAUUGUCGGGUCUGUCUCUCGUUCAGUGGCUUCCAAGCGCAAUGUUGAGCUUCGAUUUGCUGGUAUAGGCAGACUAAUGAUAAGGGAAGGCAGAGUGAAAAUGAAAUUUUAUAAGGAGUUCAUCAAUGGACUAGAUUCGACUGGAAAACUUGUAGACUCCUUAAUGAAUAGACCAGGAACUGUGGAUUCUGUAAUGUCUGACAGAGUAUUAAGUCGACCUGCUACAAGCAACACUGUAAUCUUACCCAAAAUAAAUACUGCUCAUGAUGGUAUUGGAAAUUACAUCGGAAAUUUGUCUCCUGUGGCUGAAGAGGAACAAGUUUAUCAAACUUCAUUGGAUGCAUACAAUGAGUAUCAAGUCAAUUCAGAGGAGUAUCAUCAAAAAGGACAUGAAGUUACAUUCAAGGACUCAGACUAUGAGAUUCCUGUUGACUUUCCUACUGAAACUGAAGCUGAUAUUAUGAGAAUGGAGUAUGACAAUGUUAACAGCUCUGAACAAGUGUUGCAUUCACAAGCAUUCUUGGAAGAAGGAACAGCUCAAGAAAGUGAAAUGAGACAUUUCAGUGGUGGUAAAAGUUCUUCAAGGCUAGCACUUCCUCUUGCAAAAGCUAAUGGCAUUAGCUUUACUGAUGAUUUAACAGCACCACACCCUAGUCCAAAACCUAUGAUGCCUCCGAGGACUGUGAGAAUGUCAGUUAAUGGUGAUGACAAUGGAUUGAAACCUCCAACACCACCAAGGUUGUCUCCAAUGUACAGAUCACAUAGCUUAGAUAACUUCCAUGAGCCAAGAACAUUGGCUAAAAUUCCCACACCACCAGGAUCUGCUUGUGGUCAUCGAUCUGCUGGACAAGAGCUUUGCUACCUUUGUCAUCAACGAGCUCGAUUGAAUGUGCCUGUAUCAUUUGCAGAAGAGAGAAAAAAAAGAGAAGCAGAGGAAGAACGGUUACUUCAGCAGUACCAGACCAUGAAAGAUGCAGAAGAGACAUUGAAAGACCAGGAACGUCAAUGGGCUAGAAGGUUUGAUCUGCAGAAGAUAUCAGCAUUUAAUUUAGGAGUUGCUGAAGCUGUUCAAGCCAAACUGAAAGCAAAAGAUCCAGAACCACAACGUGCGUACUUAUUUAGUCGACGCCCACUGACGCCUUGUCGAGUUCCUAAACAGGAUGAGUACUUGAAAGAACUGGAUAAGCAGGUGGAUGGCAAAGCUAAAGCUGAACAAAAGAAGAAAACAGAUGAAGAAUUUUUGGAACGUCUUGAACAAGUUCAGUUAGCUGAGGAUCUGGCAGCCCAGAGGGAGCAAUAUUUAAAAAAUAAAGUUGAUUCUACUGAGACAUACAAGAAAGCUCUUGAGGCACAGCUGAAAUACAAACCAUUGCCUAUGCCAGACAAGGAACCUGAUAAUGAAAUAUUUGGCAAGAAUGACAUGAACAAUGAAAAACUGGCAGAGCGCCGUCAGCGAGCAUACGUUAUAUCACAAGAACAAAAAGCAGCUGUGGAACAGAAGAAAAGGGAGGCUAUUCUUGCAAAGUUGACUGAACAAAAAACUGAAGAAGAAGUUUUAGCAAGAGCUAGGGAUGAUUUGCGAGAUGAAAGAGCCUUCAAGCAUGUGAUUCACACAGAGUCCAGAAAGCACCUUGAGAAAGAGUGGCAGAAACUGGGAGAGGCCAAGAAAGCUAGAGAACUUGAUGAACGCUUACAUUCUCUUAGUCCUGGUCUGUUGCUGCAUGAGCAGUGUGAUAAAUACAAUCGCUGCCGCCAGUGUAAGCGGCGACUGAAUAACUGUGGUGAGACCAAUAUUUGGAGUGAAUCACGCUAUAUACCAGGCACUAGAAUAAUGGUUUAAAAUAUUUUUGUUUAAGUCGGCUCCUCUUGUCAAAAAGAAAUAUUGCCAAAGUUUCAUUAGACAUAUGCAAUGUUUUUUUUUUCUAGUUAUUGGAAAGGAAGUUAUAUAGGUAACUUGUUUACAAUGUGUUUGGUAAUAGGCCAUGAAAAUGUAAUAAAUCUUUUUUAUAAUGUUUUUAUAAAACAUUUCAUCUAAAUUUUAUAAUGUAUAUGUGACUAAGUUGGAUGAAAUUAGUCACAGGUUUAAAAAGCUUGAAAUUGAGCUUUUUUGUUGUUUUCUGAAAGCCUAUUAAAUUCUGUCAUUCUGGUUGUUUCAAAUAGACUGAAUAAUUCUCUAAUAUUAAAGUUGAGUCUUUAUAUGGUUCUAAAAUUUUACAAAUAUUAUCAAUGUCAAUACUAUUUUCAGUUGAUGAAAACUAAUUUUCCACUAACUGACCGAUUUUUGUUUGACAUUAUCAGAAAUUGUUUUCACUGAGUUUGUUAUUUAUGUUAAAUUGGAGAAAUAGGAUUUAAAAAUGUUUUUGUUAUUAGAAUUUUUAUCUUGUAAUAUUAAGUGGGCUUCUCUGUGAUAAAAUCAGUAUUAUUCUCUGUAUGUUUAGCUUUUUUACAAAAAUGUGUAUGCUUAUUUUUUAAAAUUAUUUUUGUGUGUUUUCUCUUGAAUUCUGUAAAAAAAAACAAAAAAAAACAACUGAUUACAUAUUUACUUGUAUGUAUGUUUUGUCUUAAGUAUAAUUAUUAGCAAAUGAAAAUUUUGGAUUUAUAGGAAAAUUUAAGAUAUUUAUUUCGUUUUAUUUUAUUAUAUAAUUUGUAGCCUGAUUUAUAAUGUACAGUCAAUCUGUCUAUUAAUUUAAAUAUGAAAACUUACAAAUAUUUAUAAUAGACCUUACAAUAUAAAGUCAAAUUGUUAUUUUAAUAUUUCUUGUAUAAGUACACAUUUUUUAAAACUCACAUUAUUGACUAUUUGCACAAAUUUUUUUGGUCAUAUUUGUAUGUUAAAAAAUUAAAUUUUAAAUAAUCAUUGAAAAAGAAAAAAAACCAUUUAUAUCUAUAUAAAGUAUUUUAUUUUUAUUUUAGUUAAGUGAGAACUGUUCACACUAAUGUACAAAGUGAUGAACUUAGAUUGGUAAGAAUGUUGAAAUAAGACAUACUGGCUAGAGGCUGUAUUCAAACACAAAAUAGUUCAUCUUUCUCUGUAUUUCUUUGGGCAUAAUAACAUUCCUCUCAUGAAUACUUUCAGAAGGCAUCUAUGUGUGUGUGUUUUUAGUUUAUUACUAAGUAGAAUAUCUGUUUAACUUUUAAAUGUUUGUUGCUAAUUACCAAAAAAAUAAUUUUUGUGCAAAUAUUUUAUAAAGAAGCCUAUCUUGGUACUUUUUGGAUUCUAAUUUUCCUCAGAUGCCUCUGCCAGUGUCUAAAUGUACAUUUGUAUAGCAUUAUGUCUAAUUUUUCAACUCUAUAUUUGUAUCAACCAAUUUGAAAUAUAAUAGAAGACACUUAGAAGUUAAUGCAACAUUUCCCUAAUAUGAAUGAAAUCUCAUGAGCCAUGUUCACAAUUUGUCUACAUUUAAGUGGCUACAGAUUCUAAGUUCUGAAAUCUGUCUCUAAUAUUAUGUGCUCUUUAUCACACUAUACAAAAAUUCUAAUUUAAUGUGUAUUUAACUGUAAAUAAAAUCAUAAGCACAGAUAGACAAAGGUCUUGUUUUAACUUAAUACAAUGUUGACAAUACAGUAUUUGUAUCUCUUGUUCGAACAGUUUUGAACACACAUGUUCUUAAGUAAAAUCUUUUCAUAAGUCAUCACUCCUAAGAAUUAUGGCAUCAUGCAACAAUUCCAUCACUGCAGUGUAAAGACUAAGUAGGCAAAUUAUGACAUUGAUCUACUUUUACUUCAUUAAUAAUGAAAAACAUUUUUAGAAGUUACAAGUGUUUUUGGAAUAGCUCUGUAUUAAACUGCAGUAAAAAAACAACUUUCAAAUUAGGUUUGAAUCCUGAUGGAGGCUGGGAUUUUAAAUUUUGGAUUUUAGGUGUCCAUGAGCCCACCCAGCUCAAACAUGACCUUCAUUGGGAAAACUAGAGUGGUUGUUCAAGCUGGCUCUAAACACAUUAACUAGUGGACCAUAAAUUAACUAAAAAAUAACCUAUUGCAUUAGCGCCUAAGACACAGAAGUCUAUGCUCCUCCACCAAACAAGAAAAACACAGUCAGAAAGCAACACAAAAUUAGUUGGAAUAAAAGUGAAAGUUUGUUUGAUGACAC
Biomphalaria glabrata is the source of this 4572-nucleotide messenger RNA. RefSeq names its product coiled-coil domain-containing protein 81-like. The record is from RefSeq and is a predicted model, not a curated record. NCBI's taxonomy places the organism in Eukaryota, Metazoa, Mollusca, Gastropoda, Planorbidae. The transcript is spliced from 14 exons. The coding region runs from base 94 to 2322 and encodes 742 amino acids. Gene Ontology annotation, cellular component: centrosome.